AUGACCUGUGUAGCCAUCUCCUCAUCCGCGUCCUCGUCAAGGCCGUCGUCGCCGAAGAACGAGAAAACAAAUACUCUUGCGAUAACGUCCCUCCCGAAGUCAUUUUUCUCGCCUAACGUUCUAGAGGCGCUGCGCCGCCACUUCGUUUCCUUUGGUUCAAUAAAUCAAUGGGUGCCGUUGCCUGGAUUUGGGCGGAUAAUCGUGGUAUUUGAAGUUGACGACCAUGCAGAGGCAGCCAAGUUGCAGUCUGAUCCCAUAAUAAUCGAAAGCUCGUUAGAUCAAUCGCAUACCACUCUGCGUGUCUAUCGUGCCGAUCCAAAUCCACUAAUUUCGCAGGACUCGGUAGGAUUUGUCCCUGAGGCAAACUACCUGCGACCUCCACCGAUAGAGAAGAACUUUCUUAUUUCGCCUCCCGGGUCGCCGCCAGUUGGCUGGGAACAGAUACGAGAAGAUCCACCCAAUGCCACCCCUCUCGCCGAGGACCUCAUUGUUGCGCUACGAAAGUUGCAAGCAGGGCGCAAGCGCUCGAGUAUUGAGAUUCUUCUUGACCCGCAGGAGGGCUCCGGCGUCGGUGUUUAUGUGCAAGACUGCGACGGCGAGGACGACGACGAUGCGCAGACACGCGAGGAAGAUUGGAUUUAUGGAGAAUCGGCACCUGCAAGACAGAAGUGGAUGCGGGUGCAUACUGCCUUACCACCGAUGAGGGCUCUGUCUGUUUGA
Molecule: messenger RNA, 720 nt
Organism: Pleurotus ostreatus (oyster mushroom)
Lineage: Eukaryota; Fungi; Basidiomycota; Agaricomycetes; Agaricales; Pleurotaceae
Gene: CBP1
Product: carbohydrate-binding module 1 protein
Exons: 2
Coding region: 1-720 (239 amino acids)
Biological process (GO): calcium-mediated signaling
Cellular component (GO): cytoplasm; nucleus
Molecular function (GO): nucleic acid binding; calcium-dependent protein serine/threonine phosphatase regulator activity
Source: RefSeq, a predicted model, not a curated record